UGUUACUUUGUUGGCGCAGUGAGUGGCGGAACUAAAAAGCGCGGGAAGGUGUUUCCGGUGGGGAAGCAUUCAGUGCAGCACCAGCGCGCGACCGCCGUGUGUUUACAUUUAAACUUUCUCCGCAUCUGCAGAGAUGUCCACCCUGUUCCCGUCUCUGUUCCCGCGAGUGACCGAGUCUCUGUGGUUCAAUCUGGACCGACCGUGUGUGGAUGAAGCAGAGCUGCACCAGCAGGAGCAACAGCACCAGACCUGGUUACAGAACAUCGCAGAGAAGGAUAAUAACCUGAUGCCCAUCGGUCGGCCCAUCUUUGAGACCUUCGACGAGGAAGAGGAGGAGGACGACGAAGACGAGGAGGACAGCGAGGAGGACUCCGAAGAUGAUGAAGACAUGCAGGACAUGGACGACAUGAACAUCUACAACGAGUUUCCUGAUGAUGGAGAAAUUAAUGAGGUCGACAUGGAAGGAGCCGAUCAAGACCAGGACCAGUGGAUGAUCUAGACCAGAUCCAGACCAGAUCCUUCAGUCAGUGUGGUUUUGCUGUUGCUUCUCAAAGGCUUUGCACAUGAAGAACUACGAUGGACUGGAAAGAAACGUCUGUGUGCAGCAGGACUCUCAAAACACACACACAGAUCACGAGACAUUGAGUGUUCAGUGUUACUGUGUUUCUGAUAAAAGCAGCACUUGUCGCAACAUGAACUUUUGUCACUUUUUAAGCUCGUAGAAACCAUACGUUGACUCUCUGGCGGAUCACGUUACUGAGUUACUGUUUCUGCAUGUCAUCAAACAUCUACUUUACAGCUCACUAAAUCACCACCGACGGCUGUUAUCAUGUGUGUUCAUGAACCUUCGACUGAACUGAGAGAUUAGGAACAGCUUUGAGCUGUCUGUAUCAUAAUACUUUGUGGUUGAAAAUAAAUUUGUAGUCAAUUA
Molecule: messenger RNA, 931 nt
Organism: Cyprinus carpio (common carp)
Lineage: Eukaryota; Metazoa; Chordata; Actinopteri; Cypriniformes; Cyprinidae
Gene: anapc15
Product: anaphase promoting complex subunit 15
Biological process (GO): regulation of mitotic cell cycle spindle assembly checkpoint
Cellular component (GO): anaphase-promoting complex
Source: RefSeq, a predicted model, not a curated record